UUGUCACAUCUCUCCCCGCUCGAUUCACCCCCCCUCCCUUCAACUCCUCUAUCUGAAGAGAGAAAUCAGGUUCAAAGUCUGGGUCCAAAAUUCCUUACUUAUAAUUACAAUUUAUUUAUAAUUAAAGUACCCUUGUGCAUAAGAAGAUAUUAAAUAUGUCUAAUAGUAAGAUCUUCAAUGCCCUCAAGGUUCUUAAAAACCGAAACAAUAUCUAUUUAUUAAACAGGCUACAUAACAGGCACUAUGCAGCUGCAGUAGCUUCACCAGUUCACACCAAAUGUAAAUUGGUAAACGGAGUAUAUGUUGUAACAUUAGAUUCGCCAAAUGCUAAGGUCAACUCAUUAAAUAAUGCUGUUAUGGAUGAAGUUAGAAACAUCAUCAAUGAAGUUGAAUCUAAUCCAGCUAUUGAAGCUGCUGUUUUCAUAUCAGGGAAACCAGGAUGUUUCAUAGCUGGCGCUGACAUAACUAUGAUUGAAAGUUGCAAAACUAAAGAGGAAGUUGUAGCUCUUUCUAAGAGUGGACAUGAAAUAUUUAAAAAGAUUGAAACUUCUCACAAGCCAUAUGUAGCAGCUAUACAAGGCAGCUGUCUUGGCGGGGGAUUAGAGACAGCUCUAGCUUGUAAAUAUAGGAUUGCCGUUAAAGAUGCUAAGACAGGCUUUGGUCUGCCCGAAGUAAUGCUUGGACUAUUACCUGGAGGUGGUGGUACACAAAGGAUGCCUAAACUGACUUCAAUUCCUACAACUUUAGAUUUAGCACUUACUGGAAAAACUGUCAAGGCAGAUAAGGCAAAGAAACUUGGAUUAGUUGACUUAUUAGUUGCACCACUUGGACCUGGCUUAGGACAACCUGAAAGCAACACAAUGAAAUAUCUGGAGGAUGUUGCUGUCUUAGUAGCAAAAGAUAUUGCAUCGGGAAAAAUAAAAGUCGAUCGCUCCAAAAAAGGAUUAGUUAACAAAGUGACUGCUGCUGCCAUGCAGUGGGACUUUGUAAAGAAUUUCAUUUUCAAUAAAGCAAAGGAACAAGUAAUGAAGGCAUCACGUGGCUUAUAUCCUGCCCCACUUAAAAUUCUUGAAGUGGUAAGAACAGGUGUAGACAAGGGCCCCGUAGCUGGCUACGAGGCGGAGGCGCAGGGCUUCGGCGAGCUCGCCAUGACUCCACAGAGCAAAGGGCUCAUUAGUCUCUUCCGUGGACAGACUGAGUGCAAGAAAAACAGAUUUGGAAAAUCACAAGUUGAUGUCAAGAAUAUUGGUGUACUCGGUGCGGGUUUGAUGGGGGCCGGUAUUGUGCAAGUAUCUAUUGAUAAGGGCUACAAUGUAGUAAUGAAAGAUGCUACAAAUGCAGGUCUGUACCGAGGUGUUGGACAGAUCCAGAAUGGUCUUGUGAAUGCUGUUAAAAGGAAGAGAAUCUCAGCUUUACAAAAGGACAAAUACCUAUCAAACUUACUGCCGACUCUGGACUAUAGCAAGUUUAAGAAUACUGACUGUGUUAUUGAAGCUGUGUUUGAAGAUAUCAACAUCAAACACAAAGUGAUCAAGGAGCUGGAAGCUGUAGUACCCAAACACUGUAUCAUAGCUACUAACACCAGUGCUAUUCCUAUUACUAAGAUAGCUGCAGGCAGUAGCCGACCUGAGAAGGUUAUUGGCAUGCACUACUUCUCUCCCGUGGACAAGAUGCAGCUGCUGGAGAUCAUCCGCCACCCCGGCACCAGCGACGACACGGCGGCGGCGGCGGUGGCCGUGGGCCUGCGGCAGGGCAAGGUGGUCGUCACCGUCGGGGACGGGCCUGGCUUCUAUACGACACGCAUCCUCUCCACGAUGCUCAGCGAGGCUAUCAGGUUACUUCAAGAAGGUCUAGACCCUAAAGAUUUAGACAAUAUGACGAAACAGUUUGGUUUCCCAGUGGGUGCUGCUACAUUAGCAGAUGAAGUUGGUAUUGAUGUCGGGUCUCAUAUUGCUGUUGAUUUAGCUAAGGCUUUUGGUGAACGUAUCAGUGGCGGAGAUUUGAACAUAAUGCAAGAUUUCGUCAAAGCUGGGUUCAUGGGGAGAAAGUCUGGAAAAGGUAUCUAUGUGUAUGAAAAGGGCACGAAGAACCGUGAUGUCAAUCAGGAAGCUAUACAAAUAUUAAAAGACAAGUACUCUCUAGAGCCUCGCGGGGCGAGCUCUGUCGAAGAUCAACAAUUGAGAAUGGUGUCUAGGUUUGUCAAUGAAGCAGUAUUAUCAUUAGAAGAAAAGAUUCUUCAUAGUCCGUUAGAAGGUGAUGUUGGUGCCGUAUUUGGUUUAGGGUUCCCACCAUUCACCGGAGGACCAUUCAGAUGGGUUGAUCAAUUUGGUGCUGACAAAUUGGUUAAGAAGAUGGAAGAAUAUCAAGGUCUUUAUGGAGCCCCAUUCAAACCAGCUCAAACUCUAGUUGAUAUGGCAAAAGAUACCAGCAAGAAAUUCUAUAAAAAUUAAUCUUAUGAAGUUAAAAAAGGUCUGCAACAAUACUUCUUCCACAGCUCUUCCAUAUUUUUAAUACUUUUUUCAUGAAACUUGAUAACAACAAACCAAAAAGCCUAUACAAUAAUUUUUGUAAUCUGAUGCUUUAUCUUUAGUCGAAGUUGCAUUGUUACAGCAGUUUAAGAUUUGGAGUAAUUUAUAUAUGACUAGUUGAAUGUGGUUGAUUAUGUAGUUAGAAUGAUUUAUUUAUUUAAAACUCUCCAUUGGACAAAAUUCGAACAUAGGAAUAAAACUCAGACUUUUAUGUAUGUCGAGUCUCCCUGUCCCUGUCAACCUUCAAGUCAAACAAUUGUCAAUGCCUUUGUAAUGUUUAUUUAGUUUUAAGGAAAAUAUAUUUUUGCUAUAUAUAUAUAAUAUAAUCUAAUUAUGUGAAAAUGAUCAUAUGUCGAGCGCGUCUUGUUAAUUUCUAUAUUUGAACUGAUGAAAGUUUGUACCUAGAAUAAUAAAAAAUUAACAUGCUAUUGCAAUA
Melitaea cinxia (Glanville fritillary) is the source of this 2964-nucleotide messenger RNA. It is a transcript of the gene Mtpalpha, whose product is annotated as trifunctional enzyme subunit alpha, mitochondrial. Gene Ontology annotation, cellular component: mitochondrion; mitochondrial fatty acid beta-oxidation multienzyme complex. Lineage: Eukaryota; Metazoa; Arthropoda; Insecta; Lepidoptera; Nymphalidae. The record is from RefSeq and is a predicted model, not a curated record. Gene Ontology annotation, molecular function: NAD+ binding; enoyl-CoA hydratase activity; long-chain (3S)-3-hydroxyacyl-CoA dehydrogenase (NAD+) activity. The transcript is spliced from 14 exons. The coding region runs from base 156 to 2450 and encodes 764 amino acids. Gene Ontology annotation, biological process: fatty acid beta-oxidation.